AUGUUUGCCGGCAUAUCAGGAACGCAGCCCUCUCAACAAGGUUUGUGCUCGGUUUCCUUGGGUGCAUAGAUGUAAGAUAAUAUAAGCUUAAGUUGUAACGAGUAAACAUCGUUUCGUUUAGUACUUAAGUCGUCGUACACAAUUUCUCGUUUUCUCUGUAUUAAAUUACGCAGAAGCAUAUAAGGCCUGAAGGUUAUAUCCUUCUGCUUAAAGGUUAUAUAGGCUAUUUAACUCGAUGUUUAUAUUGUUAAUGUCUUUUUAUCUUGCAGCGAUGAGGCCAGAGUUAUAUGAGGUAAAGAUCUACUUGUACUGUAUUGAGCUUAAAUGAUAGAACGUUCUUUUCUUAAUAAUGCAAUAGUCAUUUGAAAUCCUUGGACCCCCCCUCCACCUCGGGGAUGACCCACGUUAUGCGGGUCCUUUUAGUUUAGAGUCACUUCAUUUUUUUUCCAGUGCGCAGGGGCCGGAUAUGCUAACAAAAAGUUCUUUGACUCCAAGACCAGGGAAUAAGCCGGGCAGUCACUUUGUAAUGGCAAGAAAGACACUUGUAAUGAUUGAGACUUUUUCUAAAAACUCCAAAAGAUUACCAAACAUGAUUUGUAUUUUUGGUUAUCUUGCAUUUUGUGACUUCAAGUUUAAAGUCUUCAAAUACAUGUAGUUGUCAUUUUCCUUCUCCAUCAAGGGUUUGCAAGUGUUGUGAUAGCUGCUCUGAAAUCCAUGUGUUCUUUCACAGUAUGUAUCAUUUGUCAUCCUUUGUUGCUCUUGGGGAUAAAAAGAUUAGUAGACAGUUUUAAAAGAGGGAGUCCGUGUGUGUGGGACAUACAGGGGCAGGGGAGUUCACCAUUCACUUUAGCCCCAGGGAGCAGAAAAUUUACUUGCCUCCACUUGCAUAAAAAGUGAAUGCCCUGGUCAUCCCAGGUCUGAAUUUGAAACAUGUCUGGAGUUGAAAGAUUUUCCAGCCAGACAGAAUCAACUUUACACGAUUUUAUAUAUUGCAUUUAAUAGUCAGUAUCAUGGGUUGUAGUUUCAAGGAUUUGAUAGUACAUGUACAUAAUGCAAGCCAGUGGUAAUGAACCUGUUACAUGUGUACAUUAUUUUACAUGGCCUGUUGCCCUGCAUAAUUUUAUUGAUCAUUUCUCACACUGCACGCAGCACCAUUCAUUUAUAUGCAUGUAUCAUGCUCGUGAGAUUUCUCAGACUUGAAACAUUAGCCAGAAAAUACAGCCAUCUCUCCUUUCUCUUCACUGCUUGGGGCGUUUUGUGGGAGAAAUUCCAGACAUCUGCAACAUUUCAAUGACAGAAAUUCCAUACUUAUGACAUGAAUCAUUGUUUACAUAAUUACUCUGAUAAUCAUCGGGUUCCAAAUGUAAAUUUUUUUGAGUUUAUGUUUACUUCUGGUCUAUUGUCGUAAUGUUUUGGGUAAUUCUGCAAAGAGCAGCAGCAAAACUCAAUUAUUUCUUCUUCCGAAGAAUAUUAUUUUAUUCCAUGAAUACUCAACUGACUGUUUUGCAGAAGAUUGUUUUUUAUAAAAUCACAUUAACAUAAUUGACAUUUUUCUUUUGUCUGCUGUUUGUAAACAAUAGCUAAAAGAAUAAAAUUAUCUGUGCUACAUUGGUUGUACGUUGACCAACCAGAGUGCCUGACCUGAUUCUGGACAGAGAUGGCAUUUGUGUUGUUGAGGCCCAGAUUUCUCUUCUCCUUUGAAACAUCCGUAGCAAAAAAGGGCGUAGAGAGACUGGUUUACUCGCAGGCUAUCAAAACAUGUAUGCGUAACAAAUUUAUAGCUGCAUGGGCUGUGAAGAAAUCUUACCCUUUACGGUUUCUGAAGGUUACUACAGUGUGCAGAAGUUAGAACUCUUCAAUCAUUGAGGCAUGCAAUCUCUUCAUCGGGCUUCUCCGAUCUCUUGUGCCUUACUUUGACUUACUUACCACUUACGACUCCCUUCCUCUUACCAUUUUCAAAUAGAAAGCUUGCUUGUAGGCUAGCCAUACAUUGAAUCAAUAUGGUGACAAUUUGUUUACCUGUAUAUACUUAAAUGCAUGCAUGUACUUUCUGUUUAGGAGGUGAAGCUUUAUAAGAAUGCAAGAGAAAGGGAGACGUAAGUUUAUACACAAGUAAUAUGUGCUUAUUCUUGAUACUUAAGUCUCUUACACUAAUAAUUUUAUUACAGGUCCUGGAUUAAUUAUAACGAAAAUUAAAAUUCUCUAAUCUGUUUGGCUAUAAGCUACCCUAAUUUCUGAAUUGAAUGGUUCAUGUACAGCCUAUCUCCUACAGACCCUUCCGUUUACCUCAUGAUUUCAUAUAACACUUUAAUAAAUUUUGUUAUGUUCUUACAGCUAUGACAACAUGGCAGAUCUUUUCUCCAUCAUUAAUACCCUUCAGUGUUUAGAGAAGGCAUAUAUCAGAGAUGUUGUAACACCAAGAGAGUAAGCACAUAUCAUUGUCAUUGUUGUCAUACAGAAUUCUUUGGUAGAUGCUUAGACUCUUUAAUCCCUUAGACAGUUUAAGUAGUAUCUACAGUCAUGUGAUGAUAAUGAACUUUUUCACAAUGUGAAAUAUUUUGACAGAGACUACAAACUUUUCUGCAGCAUGAAAUAUUUCACGUUGCCUGUGACUUUAUCACAGAAUGUUCAUUGUGUUAGAGAAAUAAUAAUAUAAUUCAUCUUCUUUUCACAGCCAGGACCGUAAAAGUAUACAUAUGCGUGCAAUUUGGAUAAGCCUCCAAAUUGCUUGUAGGGUCACAUUUAACAUUAGCAAAAAAAACAACUUUGGACGUCCCACAAACAUUUGGUUCAUUUCUAUGCUCUCGCUACACAUCUAAUUUGUGAAACUGCCUAAUUUUAUGUUAUAUUGAGAAUGUACACUGUGCAUAAUCCUGUAAACAAAUGAACGCGGAAAUUUUCCUUUGGAAUUCAACUCCAGGAGAGUUCACCUACAAGUUGGGAUAAUCAAGCUGAAGUUUCAAAGAUUUAAUUGAAGAUUUUCCCUAUGUCACCUUAGUGUACUGUAAUCUUGAACUUCCUAAAUAUAAUGUUUUGGCUCAAUAAAUAGUUUACCUUUUCUCCUUACAGUCAAAGGAAUUUCACUUAAGAUAUCCUGAUGAGCCGCAAGUAACAUGAAACAUACAAAAUGACUCCAUUUGCAAACUAUCAGUUCAUUGUCCAUGUCUUGUAUGCAUAAUCUGAUCACUCUUUUUAAUAUACUUAAAUAAUAUAGGUACACAGCUGCCUGUUCUAAGUUACUGGUUCAGUAUAAGGUAAGAUCUGUACAUGAUCUUGAAGAACCUUGCAUUUUGGCCUGGUAUAUGAAAGCUAUUAUACAACUUUCCUUGAAGGGGAGAUGAAUAGUGGUGGAUAUAUACACUGAGAUGCAAAGCGUCGAGGUAUAUAUCUAGUGCUAUUAACUGACCCUGAGAGCAAUAGUUGUUUUAGUAUCAAUUUUACCAAAUCAGGUGGAUAAAAAUCAAAAAGGAACUUUCUGUAAAUAAAAGAUGUCACUUAGUUAGAGUUUGUUUAUGUUGCAUUAUUGACAGUGGCUCGGGAAUCAUUUUUGACAAUUUUGUUGUAUAUUCAUUAAGAAAAUUUUUUCCUACCGACCAGUAAACGCCGACAAGCCAAAUUUUGUCUCCCUUUUGGUAAUUACUGGUGCAGCUGCUUCAUUUACCUCUAAAAUUUUAUCUUUUGAAACUGUCGCGAAACGAGGAGCCAUUUUGAAUCCCAAAACAGUGAAUAUCCAAGGAUAUUCCGAGUUAAGGGAGCCAAUCAGAGCACACGUAAAUCGCUAUCCACUGAUUUGGUGAAUACUAAUAGUGGACAACCUCUUCACAUUGUAUAAUGAAGCAUUUUUAUGUACAAGUACAUUGGAAUCCCAAGUUUAUGAAUCUUCUGAUUAUAUAAGAUCAAAAAUGAUUUUCUUGUCCCAAGCAGAUUAAAAAUAUUGGAAUGCCACAUUGCGUGAUGAAUUUCUUGUGAGGGGUUGGUGCUAGGUCUCCUCAGCUUAACGCCUCACCUUGGUUCAUGACUUCAUUAAUUUUUUACAUUUUUUGUUGUACAUGUGGAAUACUUUGAUCACCAGUAUAUAAUUCUCUUUUAUUGUAGGCGGCUUUCAAGCUUGUACAAUCAGCAGACUACCCUACAGUGGAAGCCUUUAUGAAGAAAUUUAGAGUGAGUUUACUUUUAGAUACUAAGCUGUACUGACGUAUGCCCAAUCAUGAAAGUUUUCUUGUCAUAUGGGGCCUCAAAGUUUUGCAGUACAGUAGUUUCUCAAAGACUUGAAAAAAUCCACAUGCUUGAGUAAAAUGAGUCAAGAUAUUUUCUUUCAUAAAUAUGAAAAUUUAGUUGGCAAUCAAUGAUUGUUUUUGGCCAAUAUUCUUGAAGUGCUGAUUUGGAAUAUUAUAAUACUUCUGCUAUUUUGUGAGUUAUGAAAGAGGCUGAAUACAAUGCUCUGAGCCCUCAAGUGACUAGUGGUGUAACGAUUAAUUGAAUUCUCGAUUAAUCACAAUUAUGACAGUUUGGUUCGAUUCUCGAUUCCUUGCUUCCACAUUUCAAUUUUGCUUCGUUUUUUGCCUACCUUUUCCAGGGUGCCCUCAGUGAGUUAUUAUAUUGUAAAAUCAGAAUCCAGAACUCUUUAAAAUGUGCGGUUUUGAUUGACGAGAAAAGACAAUAGCAGUUCGUGCGCCAUUUUGUGUUGCCUGGUAAAAAUGCUGUCCUUCAACCACCCCUUGACAAUUUCCAAAUAAGGCAAACCAUCUUUGUCAGGAUCUCAAACAUGGCAACGAACCAAGCGACUGUGGAUCCUACUGUCCCUGUUACUGUUCUCAAAUUGAGGGUUUAGGGUUGCAUGUCAGUUGUUAACAUUACUCGUUAUGUUAUAACAAUUAAGAAACAUUUACAUAAUCAAAUCGAAAUAAUCAAAACCGAAAGACAAUAAUUGAAAUCGAAUUGAAUCGUAAGGAAUAUGAAUCAUUCCACCCCUACAAGUGACAAGCACCUCAUAAGAAGCUUUAGAUUUAAGUAAUUGUAAAGAACAGCUCCCAACAACCAACAGUCAACCAACUGUCAACUAACAGUUGACUGACAAUGUCAACAAUGGCUGAUUGUUGACCAAAAGUCAGUCAACAGUCAGCUGACAAUCUACAGAGCCUGCUUCUUACUCAAUAAUAACUUAUCUUGCGAGCAGAAUUAGGUUUGCCCAUGCUAGCCUGUUUUUUUCCGAAUUUAAGAAAAUCAAUUUUUUAAUGUGUGAACGAUAAAAAUGUUAUCAUCAGAGACUUCUGGAUAUUUCGGGAUUGUUUUUAGUUAUUAAUGAUUUGAUGUAUAUUUCCCGACGUUUAGCUGGAUUGCCCUGCUGCAUUAGAAAGAAUAAAGGAAGGUAGACCGAUCACCAUUAAAGAUGAUAAGGGGAACACAAGUAAAGCUAUAGCAGACACAGUUUCAGUGAGUAAAAAGCUUGUUUUUUUCCAGUUACAUGUACAUUAUGUCAGGGAAUGGCUGGGGUAUUUGAGUUGUUCUUUUUUUUUGUCAACUUUAUUCACACUAACUCACUUUAUACUUACAAUAAACAACAUUGCUACAGAAACAAAUAAAUAUUAUACUUACAUACACAUUGCUAACAUUGAGGGAUAACUUAUAAAUUAAGAAAAGUGAAACUAGCAAGUUAUAAUAAUCAGCUACAAAUUUAGUACACUGUACACUCAGACUGUCUCUGAGUGUAUGGUGUAACACAAUAUUGCUGUGUACUGGAGUUUCUUAUGGUAUAUCAUUAUGGUAUUAUAUCUUUUACCCAAAAUAAAUAAUAAAUGAAUUAAUAACUAAUAAAUAAAAUUCAUAAUUUCAAGUACAGUAUGUUAUUUUGGAUAUUUUGAAGGAACCUUUGGAGAAUUUUGGGUGCUUCAACUGUUUUUGGAGUCAUAGAAGUAGAUCAGGAGUCAUUUAAGAGUAUUUUCACACACCCUUGACUUUGUAUCACCUGUGUUUGCAGGUGCCUAGUCUUAAGUCAUUGGUCGUUUUCUCUUUGUGGUCUGCUUUCUUUUCAUGUUUCUUGACUGUUAGCAUUCCAAGUUAAGAAAUCUCCAUCUACAUGUACUGCUAUCCCUAAUGACAUCAUUAGGUGACCUAAUGACAUCAUUAACAUGAGAGCGGAAAAUGCAGAUACAAAGCCUCCUUCUGAAUCCAAUGGGACUACUAGUUAGAGUGUUAGUAAAAUACAUGUUUUGCAAUAACUGAGCAAUUUAUCACAUGCUGUUUGGUCGAGAGCUAUUUUUGAUGAGAUUAUAGUGCAUUGAAAUGACGUAUUAAUGUUAUUAUUAUUAUUACUAUUAUAUAGUACAGAUUAUAAAAUAUUUAUUAUCCAUACCCCCUUACUUCGUAUAUUUGUUAAGCUGUGUGGGUGGUCUCAUUGCAAGAAAAAAUUUAAUAUAAUUUUGUUGUUGUUGUGGUUACUUUCCGCUUAGUCUCCCACGCAGCAUGACAACACUAAAAAAAACUAAAACAGCUGCAAGGGAGACUAUUUUCCACCUAACAUGAAAGUUUUAUUGCAGCUUUUUAUAACAAUAAUGGACAAGCUGCGACUUCAAAUCAGAGCAAUGGAUGAGGUAUGCUUAUGCAGUUUAAUCCCAAUAUUACUGGGCCCAAGUUUCCAGGCCCACAGCCGCAGUAUAGUAAUCCUUAAAAGCUAAUUUAUGAUUUUAGAAUACUUUGUACAGAAAAUGUUUGUUUCUGUACGGUACAUGUAUAUGUAUAAUUUAUGUCUGGUAUUGUUAAUGUAUGGUAAGGUUUCUUUCAGCUGAGGGCCAUUUUUCCAAAUCCUCAAGCUCACUGACAAAGUUAUUGCACAAUCAGUCCGUGAAUGGUCAGAAAUGCAAACAACCUGGAUUGAAAAUAAUACUCAAGUUGCAUUGAAAAGAAAGUCUUAAAUUUAGUGAUUACCUCAAAUUGCAGAGUAGACUUCUCAAAAGAGGAUUGCUGUGCAUAAUAACAUUAAUUUUCUAGACUUGAAAUUCUUCCAGGAAAGAGACCGGGGUGCUCAUAUGAAAUUUAGAAUUAAACCCUUAAAGGAGACCAAUUUUGGCGUGGUUUAAGCUUCAUAUGACCCCUAGAGGAGAAAGUUACCCCGCUAACCGAUCAAGUCGCCCGAAAGUCAUCUCACCCGAAGUUACAGUGUACAUCGCCCGAAACCAGAGUCAUGUCGCCCGAAAUUUUUAGUCAAGUCGCCCGAAAUGUAAUAUAUAUCUCGUUCUUUAAGCGAUAAUGAGACAAAACAAGCGGGAAAAUUGUGUAAUUAAGUCUCGUUCCUUAAGCAAUAAUGCUAUGGUGAGACGAAACAAGCGGGAUGAAUGUGUAUCAUAACCCUUGUUUAUGCGAUUAAGAGACGAAACAAGCGAGAUGAAUGCGUAACAUAUCUCGUUCUUUUAGCUUUGGUGAAGCAAGCACGUCAAAUGAGUAACAGAGUAGAGUAAAGAUUUGAUGAAACGAAGCAAGCGCGAUUAAGAUGUUAGGAAGUUGUUCGGCAUGAUAAAAUUUCAGGCGACUUGGCUAAACAUUUUGGGCGACAUAACUUUGGGCGUGAUGACUUUUGGGCGAUUUGACCGUAAACCGUUACUGCAACACACUAUGAUGGCUCGAUGCCUUAAUAGCCCACUUUCGAUAUAUUAAAAUUCUAACAUGACUCCGAGGCUUUCUGGUCAUUUUUUCAUGUUGGUUUGGUUUUCUUUGUGCUCAAGUCUUUUGUCGGAAUUGCGAGACAAUAGUCGUAAAAAAUGUGCAAUUUUGACCCUAAAGCCUCGGAAUCUUGUUACAAUUUUGAUAUAUGGAACGUGGGCUAUUGGUAAUAUUGUCUUUUCAUGACCCGGACACCCUAAGUGAGACCAAAAUCUACUAUUUCUACCCCUAAGGUAGACGACGAACAUCCUCAUCACUUUCAUACGUCAUUUCAUUGCUGGGAACGAGGUUGUCCCUCCGGGAACAUAGAGUCAAACCUUGAUAUAACGAUCCUCUAUAACGAAAACCUUAGCCUGGGACCAGGCUCCGUGGUGGGUGAAAAAGGAAAAAAACGGGGUAAAAUAGGAAAAUAUCGGGGAGCGAAGCUAGCCGAGCGGUAUCCUGGGGAGGGGGAAAGGGCGCCACCCUUUCCCCCUCCCCAGGCUACCUAUCGGCUCGCUUCGCUCCACAUUUUUUUCUUUGGGCAACGCCGAUUUUUCUCCUUUUUCGCACAAUGCGGAGCCUGGUCCCAGGCUACGAAGACCUCGAUAUAAGGAAACCUCUUUAUAGCGAACCAAUUUAGCCAGUCUCCUGGACCUUCGUUAUGUCGAGGUUCCAACAUUUUACGCACUUCAUAUAAUCUUUAAUAGACAAAGCCCGUGUGAGCUUUAUUUAGAAAACAACCUGGCAAUUAGAAUGUGAGUUCAGGUUUCACCCUGAUAAUGCAAGUUCUUCAUUUCGAGUGGCGCGAGAAGCAAACCUGCGGGAGAACACGCCAGCGGGCGGCAAAGGCGCGUCUCUCGCACGUGACUUCUUGCGAUGUCCCCAAAAAUGGAAUGCUUUCUCUCAGGCUAACACUCUGAACAGUGCUAGUGGCCGUGUAUUUUAAUUAUAGAUUCAUCCAGAUCUGAGAGACCUGAUGGAUACCAUGAAUAGCCUUAGUUCUCUUCCCGAAGAUUUUGAUGGAAAGGUGAAAGUUAACCAUUGGUAAGUGUCCUUCAUAACUAGGUCCAAGAUUUGGUGGUGUCUGAUUAGUUAUCGGGCCUAAAGGUCAGAGAAAUUUUUUCGAGUCGUGACGCAAAAACCAUCGCGUGAUAGCUCAAACAACAGUCACUCUUUCCCAGUCAAGGCAGGGGACGGCAGGGUCGGGAGGCAAUCUUGACCGCGCUCAAACUUAACACAUGUACAUCUACAAGAAACGUUAAGCAAGGCACUUCAAAGCUACGGUUGUCAUUUUCACUGUUUGAAGUUAUAACUGUUACUAAACUUUGUGAAAGUUUACUCUAAGAAGUUUUAAACUGCAGAACUGUUGGUGACAUUUGUGAACUGUCCAGCUUGGUUGCACAGCGUUUUUAUGGACGAAAAGAGUUCUUUAACUUGAGAAAAAAAAAAUAGUUAUAUCAAUGAACUGAGCUAAACAUCCUUGCCCAGUUUUUUCGCUUAAUGGUGGAAAAACCAUUAUUCCAAAUGAAGCGAAGGUUUUUGAGACUGAGAAACAACACUCCCUUUCGUGAAAAGGAGGGCAUUGACAGGGUGAUUGAGCCGCUUGCUAUGAGCAAUGGGAUAAUAAUUUCCCAGAAAAGUGCAACUUAAAACCUCUACAGGUCGAACGCUUUAGCCACUCAGUGACAGUUGCGAGCUUGGUCAUUAAAUAAGCUAGAUUCAUAAAUCGUGAGGCAAAUGAAAAUCUGUGUCUUCAGCGGGAGUUGAAGCCACCACACUGCACGAGCGAGGUCUUGUGGGACAGGCAACCUGCAACUGUAGAAUUGGCAAUGUCAGAAGUCAAAAUCUCGUGAAGAGAAAGAUGAAGAAAGCAGCCAAAAACAAGCUUAAUACUGAGCUUUUGAAGAGUCAAGACUGAAAAACGACUGGGAAGAAAAAAAAUCCUCUUAUAGAACCAAGUCAAAUGUCAGAGAUUACCACGAGUCUCCCAGUAGGUGGUUGGCAUACUCGAGACAACCUCCAUCUUUUCUGUCCUGUUUCUUCUCAACCGCGGCACUGGAUUUAUUUAGCUCAGUCGGUAGAGCGCUUGACUACAGAGCGGGAGGUCCUGGGUUCCAUUCCCGGGGCCAGACCAAUACUCAGGGUCUUAAAACAACUGAGAAAAAUCAAAGUACUGCCUUUGCCCAGCAAACGACUAGAACUUCGUGUGGCUUGAAUGACCACGUAAAAUGGUGGUCCCGUCUCUAGUACAGGCAUGAAAGCAGUGUCCCCAAUUAGUACUUCGGUGCUGAUUACAUUGACACUCAAAUAAAGUGCCCUUUUUUUUCCUAGCGUAAAAGUGGCUUCAUCUUGAUUAAUCUCACCCCUGUUUACCUACUCAAAAAAAGUGUCAGGGUAGUUAUCGCCUUUUUUAUUGCUUUUGAUCUAAAAUUUAACUGUUGCAUGAUUUCCAGGUAUGAGACCUUGAGUAGUAUGAAAGCCAGCGAUGAACUGACAGAUGAACAAGUGCGACAGAUGUUGUUUGAUUUGGAACAAGCUUACAACUCAUUUAACAGAUCAUUACAACAUACUUAG
This is a messenger RNA of Porites lobata, 10212 nucleotides long. NCBI's taxonomy places the organism in Eukaryota, Metazoa, Cnidaria, Anthozoa, Scleractinia, Poritidae. The record is from the annotation of a GenBank genome assembly.